Penaeus chinensis is the source of this 792-nucleotide messenger RNA. RefSeq names its product U-scoloptoxin(01)-Cw1a-like. The record is from RefSeq and is a predicted model, not a curated record. Gene Ontology annotation, molecular function: chitin binding. Lineage: Eukaryota; Metazoa; Arthropoda; Malacostraca; Decapoda; Penaeidae. Bases 86 to 493 code for a protein of 135 amino acids. The transcript is spliced from 5 exons. Gene Ontology annotation, cellular component: extracellular region.
CCCGCCUCCUUCUCUCCUCCUCUUCUCUUCUCCAUAAUUGACUAACAGUGGUGAAAAGGGUGUACACAUCUCUGCCGCCAGUUCAAUGACGCCCCGGAGGACAGUCGUGGAGGGCGCCCUGCUGGCACUGGCCUCCUGCGCCCUCGCCCUCGCCACCUCCAGGGUGACCCGUCAGAUCGGCAUGGCCGGCGUCGACUUCCCGACCUACUCGCAGGUGCCGCCCGCCCUGGGCUUCUCGUGCCAGGACAAGAUUCCCGGAUACUACGCCGACCCCGAGGCGCAGUGCCAGGUGUGGCACUGGUGCUUGCCCGGCGGCCAGAAGUACUCGUUCCUUUGCCCCAACAUGACGCUCUUCAACCAGCUGUACAGAGUUUGUGACUGGUGGUACAACGUGGACUGCGCGGGCUCGCCGGACAGCUACAGCGUCAACGAAGAUCUCUACAAGAUUCCUGAAGGACGCAGCUUUGGCAACGAGGCUUUGGUCGACGCGUAGAAAGUGCUCCUUUGUACUCAUGAGUGUAUAUCCCCCAUAUAUAUGUGUGUAUGUAAUGUAUGUAUAAUCACCUGGAAGGAGCUGAUCGCUGGAAAUGUGUAGCUGCAUCUCAUUUUCUGAUUCAUCGAUAGAAUGACAUAAUUGUAAUCUAUGGGAUAUUUACCGACAUGUGAUUUACCUUCAUUUUGUAAAAUGCUGUCGAUAUCUGCUGCAAAAAUACAAAAUGUUACUGGUUUUUGAUUUGGGAUUCACUUGCCAUUGAAUGUAUACACUAUCAAUUAUUAUAUUUUUCGAUCUAU